AUGCUCGUCCUUAAUGCAAUUACACUUCUCGCUGGCCUGUCGACUGUGUCGGCAGUGCCUAUGGCCCAGCCGCGUCGUCGAGGCUUCACUCUCAACCAACUCAUCAAGCCCACGACCCAAGGAUUAGCGCGAACUAUCAACCUUCCUGGGAUAUACGCCGGUGCAUACACCAAGUUCGGAAAGAGCGUGCCUGCGGAUCUCAAAUCUGCUGCGGAAAAUGGCACUGCUGUCGCUAAACCGGAGGAGAAUGACAAGGAGUACUUGACGCCAGUGAAGAUCGGGGGUACGACGCUAAAUUUGGAUAUUGAUACUGGGUCUGCGGAUCUGUGGGUGUUCUCGAGCGAGCUAUCUACCACCGCACAGAGUGGGCACAGCAUCUACAAGCCAGCCUCCAACGCGACCAAGAUGGAAGGAUAUAGCUGGGAGAUCUCCUACGGCGACGGAAGCGGUGCGAUAGGCGACGUCUACAAAGACACCGUUACUGUCGGUGGUGUCACAGCGCACGGCCAAGCAGUCGAAGCGGCCAAAAAAAUCAGUCGGUCGUUCGUUUCUGAUAAGAAUAAUGACGGCUUGAUGGGGUUGGCUUUCAGCUCUCUUAACACUGUCAAACCCCAUGCCCAGAAAACCUUCUUCGACACCGUCAAGGACGACCUCGAUGAACCUGUGUUCGCGGUAGCACUCAAGCACCAGGCGGCAGGCUCAUACGACUUUGGAUACAUCGACAAGUCUAAAUACACCGGUUCACUCACAUACACCGAAGUCGACAGCACAGACGGAUACUGGAUGUUCACAGCGGAGGGCUACGGUAUCGGCGAUGGUGACGCCAACUCAACCCCCCUGACUGGGAUUGCAGACACCGGUACCACCCUCCUCAUGCUCCCCGAAGAAGUCGUUGACGCAUACUACAAACAAGUCUCUGGCGCAAAGAGGAACGCAAUGGCUGGUGGCUACGUCGUUCCCUGCGAUGCUGAACUGCCAGACUUUACCACCGUUAUUAGCAGCACCAUCAGCAGCGGCUCCGGUAGCAGCACCGGUAGCAGUACCGGUAGCAGCCCCAGCAGUAGCAGUACCCCCGGUUUUGGCGGCGGUUUCGGUGAUGGUGGCCUUGGUAGCCUCGGUGGACUCCUUAGCGACGACUUUGGUAGUGGUAUUUUCUCCAACAAGAGGAGCACCAGCAGUAGUGGAAGUGGAAGCUACAAAGCCGUCACGCCUGGCAAGCACAUCAAAAUGUCCGCCAUUGACGAGGAAGGGUCGAGCUGUUUUGGGGGCAUUCAGAGUAACUCUGGGAUGUCGUUUUCGAUCUUUGGGGAUGUGUUCUUGAAGAGUCAGUACGUGGUUUUUGAUCCUGAGAAGCCGCGAUUGGGAUUUGCGCCUCAGGCUUGA
Aspergillus glaucus CBS 516.65 is the source of this 1383-nucleotide messenger RNA. Its product is annotated as pepsin-like aspartic protease. The coding region runs from base 1 to 1383 and encodes 460 amino acids. Lineage: Eukaryota; Fungi; Ascomycota; Eurotiomycetes; Eurotiales; Aspergillaceae. The record is from RefSeq and is a predicted model, not a curated record. The transcript is spliced from 4 exons. Gene Ontology annotation, molecular function: aspartic-type endopeptidase activity. Gene Ontology annotation, biological process: proteolysis.